AACAAUAACAACACAGCACUCUUUAAGUGAGGCCUAUAAAAGGAAAAGCAUCGCCUCCUGAAGAUUCUCGUGCUUCAUCAUCCACUUCUCUUCUUAGCUAAAAUUUAAACCCGUUCCAGCUAAGCUUCUCGUAUCCCUUAGAAAAAGCAAAACACAGGGAUAUCUUUAACAAACGGUGUCGUUUUCCUCUCUGGUUCUCCAUUUUUAAGAGAUGAAAAUGGCGGAUCAUUACUUGCUAGGAUGGAUCUUAGCUUCCAUAGCAGGGAUAUUUGCUCUCUAUUAUAUUGUUUAUUUGGUGGUUCAGCGAGAAGAGGAAGAGAUUAACAGAAAAUCUCUCUUACAAGCUAGAAGGGACUCCGUCAAGACGUUAUCCGCCGUUACUGAUGACAAUAACCGAGAAUGUAGAUCCGAUGCUGACAUCAUCAUUGUUGGUGCUGGCGUCGCCGGCGCUGCUCUCGCUCACACUCUCGGCAAGGAUGGCCGUAAAGUGCAUGUUAUUGAAAGAGACUUGACCGAACCUGACAGAAUUGUUGGUGAAUUGCUACAACCAGGAGGCUACCUAAAGUUAGUUGAAUUGGGACUUGAAGAUUGUGUGGAGGAAAUUGAUGCUCAGCGGGUGUUUGGUUAUGCUCUUUUCAUGAAUGGAAAACAUGCCCAACUCUCUUAUCCCUUGGAAGAUUUUAAUUCUGAUGUAGCUGGCAGGAGCUUCCAUAAUGGGCGUUUUAUACAGAAAAUGCGGGAGAAAACUUCAUCCUUGCCCAAUGUUCGGUUGGAGCAAGGAACUGUCACUUCUCUAAUUGAAGAAAAAGGAAUAAUCAAAGGAGUGGCAUACAAAACAAAAGCUGGUGACGAGCUCACAGCUUUUGCUCCACUCACUAUAGUUUGCGAUGGCUGUUUUUCAAACUUGCGUCGCUCUCUUUGCAACCCCAAGGUAGAUGUGCCCUCUUGUUUUGUUGGUUUGAUAUUGGAGAACUGUAAACUUCCAUACCAAUAUCAUGGGCAUGUUGUAUUAGCAGACCCUUCCCCAAUUUUAUUUUAUCAAAUCAGUAGUACGGAAGUACGCUGCUUGGUUGAUGUACCAGGACAGAAGGUUCCUUCUAUUUCAAGUGGUGAAAUGGAAAACUAUUUGAAGAAUGUGGUGGCUCCUCAGAUUCCCCCAGAAAUAUAUGAUUCUUUUGUUGCUGCUGUCGAUAAGGGAAACAUUAGGACAAUGCCAAACAGAAGCAUGCCAGCUUCUCCCUAUCCUACUCCUGGUGCAUUACUCAUGGGUGAUGCAUUCAACAUGCGUCAUCCUCUGACAGGGGGAGGAAUGACUGUAGCACUAUCUGACAUUGUUGUACUACGGGAUCUUCUUAAGCCUCUGCGAGACAUACACGAUGCACCUACUCUCUGCAGUUAUCUUGAAUCAUUCUACACCUUGCGAAAGCCUGUAGCAUCUACAAUCAAUACGCUAGCAGGUGCCCUCUAUAAGGUGUUUUCUGCUUCAUCUGAUGAAGCAAGGAACGAAAUGCGACAGGCUUGCUUUGAUUAUUUGAGUCUUGGAGGUGUAUUUUCAACAGGACCGGUUUCUUUGCUGUCUGGUUUAAAUCCUCGUCCAUUGAGCUUGGUUGUCCAUUUCUUUGCUGUUGCAAUUUAUGGCGUUGGCCGUUUGUUAUUGCCAUUCCCUUCACCUAAGCGCAUGUGGAUUGGAGCUAGGCUGAUUUCGGCUGCAUCAGGAAUAAUCUUCCCCAUAAUUAAAGCAGAGGGAGUGAGGCAAAUGUUCUUCCCUGCAACUGUCCCAGCAUAUUACAGAGCUCCUCCUGUUGAAUGCAGUUAGUUUAAAAUGUAGGCAAAUGUUAAAUUUGUGAUUCGACAACCAAGUGAAUAUAAAUUUGUAUCUUUCCAUGAAUCACUUCUAUUUUUAUUUAUUUAUUGUUGAUUAAUCGUUUUGGUUUGUUCUCAUCCCCUGAUCAAAGUAAAAGGGAGUGGGUGAAUGUCUUACUGGGAAACACUGAAUUGCCAUACGCGUUAGUUUGUAGGACUAUAUAGGAUGUCCAUAACUGUGACUCUGUACUCCAUCUAUAAUAAAUUUAUUUAUUUAUACUUGUUAA
Molecule: messenger RNA, 2090 nt
Organism: Mercurialis annua (annual mercury)
Lineage: Eukaryota; Viridiplantae; Streptophyta; Magnoliopsida; Malpighiales; Euphorbiaceae
Product: squalene monooxygenase SE1-like
Exons: 8
Coding region: 212-1816 (534 amino acids)
Biological process (GO): sterol biosynthetic process
Cellular component (GO): membrane; endoplasmic reticulum
Molecular function (GO): flavin adenine dinucleotide binding; squalene monooxygenase activity
Source: RefSeq, a predicted model, not a curated record